AUGUCUCUUUCUGAACAAGAUUUACAAAAAUAUGUUGGACAAAAUGUUGAUGAUACUCAAAAAGAAUUAGAAAAUGAAGGUUAUAAAGUACAUCUUGUUAGUACAGGCAGAUGUGCUACUGGUUGUGUACCACCAAACAAUCCACACAGGAGUGCAGAUGGAACAGUCACUCAAGAUAAGCGUGCUAUUAUUUCGUUUAAUGGAGAUGAUCCUGAACGCAAAAUUACAUCUAUUCGUCAAGAUUAA
This is a messenger RNA of Rotaria sordida, 246 nucleotides long. The record is from the annotation of a GenBank genome assembly. Lineage: Eukaryota; Metazoa; Rotifera; Eurotatoria; Philodinida; Philodinidae.